Cygnus olor (mute swan) is the source of this 4386-nucleotide messenger RNA. RefSeq names its product Rho GTPase activating protein 20 (gene ARHGAP20). NCBI's taxonomy places the organism in Eukaryota, Metazoa, Chordata, Aves, Anseriformes, Anatidae. The coding region runs from base 58 to 2835 and encodes 925 amino acids. The transcript is spliced from 15 exons. Gene Ontology annotation, biological process: regulation of Rho protein signal transduction; signal transduction. Gene Ontology annotation, molecular function: GTPase activator activity. The record is from RefSeq and is a predicted model, not a curated record.
GUCCAUGGUGCGGGCGGCGGCGGCGGCGGCGGGGCGGGGGCGGCGGCGGGGGGCCGCAUGGCCGCGAUGUCCCCCCAGCAGGAGCACCUCGGGCCGGCCCGCUCGGCCUCGGUGAGCGGCGAGGGCAGGGGCUUCGCCGCCGCCGACAGCAAGAAGAAAAUGAAGAGCUUGGCCCAAAGACGCCAGUCUGCACCAUCUUUGAUCUUUGUCAAAGCUCUUAACAGAUCUAGAUCCGUCUCAAGGGAAGGCUGCUUCUCCCCCAUCAGCCCCGAGGCAUGUCCCCUUGUGCAGUCGUUCAUGUGCCACAACAGGACGUUCCUCCUCGACGGCCACGUGCAGCUGAAGACGGGCCUGCAGACCCAGGAGCGACACCUUUUCCUCUUCACAGACCUUCUGGUUGUUGCCAAGUCCAAGUCACACUCUCAUUUCAAACUAAAGUGCCAAGCACGUCUCUGUGAGAUGUGGACAGCAUUUUGUACAGAAGAAGUCUGCGAAGGCAGCACAGACCCAGAAAGGUCCUUUGUUUUGGGCUGGCCCACCACUAACUGUGUGGCAAAUUUCAGGUCGGCAGAACAAAAGGAAACAUGGCUCUCUUUUUUGCAAAGUCGAAUAAGAGAAGAGAAGGAAAAAGACUAUCCUAAAAGCAUUCCUCUGAAGAUAAUUGCAAAGGACGUUGGAACCUGUGCAUAUUCAAAAACCCUAACUGUAACCAAUGUUGAUACAGCAAAUGAUGUAAUUCUCAUGGCCCUGCAGCAGCUGGGAAUUUCUGGCUCUGAAAAAGACUACAAGCUGUGGGUGAUUUCAGGAAGAGAAGAUGCUCCAUACCCUCUCAUUGGCCACGAAUAUCCCUUUGGAAUUAAGAUCAGCCACAUCCGCGACGCGAUGCCCCACGGGUCGAAGCACUGUGCCUGCCCCCGGCAGCUUCAGGGAUCCUUCCUGACAGAGCAGCUGCCCCAGGAGCUGCAGUGCCAGUUCGUGCUGAAGCCGAGCCGCCUGGCCGAGUGCCCGCCGCUGCACGACUUAAGCCAGAAGUCGUUUAAAAGGAAAAGAUCUAUCAUAAACUGGGCUUUUUGGCGUGGCCCAGGCACUCACUUGGACAAUGUGCCCCUCUCCUCAACAUCUGCUGCUCCUGGGAAGCUCUUUGGCCUCUUGCUAACAGCCAUCUGUGAGGAUGACAACCUGCCCAAACCUCUCUUGGACAUGCUUUCCCUCCUUUACCAAGAAGGUCCUUCUACUGAGGGUAUUUUCAGACGCUCUGGAAGUGCAAAAACCUGCAAAGAGCUCAAGGAGAAGCUUGAUUCAGGCGCCGAAGUGGACUUAGCCUGUGAAUCCAUAUUUGUGACAGCAUCUUUGUUUAAGGAUUUUCUUCGCAACAUCCCAGGCAGCAUUUUGUCAUCCCAGCUCUGUGAUAAGUGGGUCUCUGUGAUGGAUCAAGGAAAUAAUGAAGAGAAGAUAAAAAGCAUCCAAAGGUUAAUAGAGCAACUCCCCAGAGCUAACGUUGUUCUCUUACGUUACAUCUUUGGCGUACUACAUGGUAUAGAAAUGCGAUCUGAAGAGAACCAGAUGAACGCAUUUAAUCUAGCUAUCUGCAUUGCACCUAGCCUGCUCUGGCCUCCUGUUUCCUCCACUCCUGAUAUGGAAAGUGAAUUCACAAAAAAGAUUUCUAGUCUGGUGCAGUUCCUCACUGAGAAUUGCUGCAGGAUUUUUGGAGAGGAGAUUAACUCCCUCUUUGGAGAAAUACUGAUGACAUGCAAGAGAGAAAAUGGCUCAGAUGUGGCUUCCCUCCAUCUGAACGACUCUUCCUACGACAGCCUGGAAAAUGAGGCGAACGAUGAGGCCGACUCCUCUUCCAGCGACUGGAUUAAGAACCGAGAUCAGGAUAACAGGAGCAGGGAGUCUGUCUUCACCCUGAGUGACGGCGAUUCGGAGCAGACAGAGGUGGAUGAAAUCCAAAGUAAAACCAAAUCGAAACAGUUGACGAUUUCUGUUGAUGUACACCGUAAGUUUUCCUCGCAAGAAAACUCAGAGAAGGAGUCUCUCUGCUCCAGUGCAUUGGGCUUCUCUUCAGCAGCUACCUCAGGUGUUCUCAAAGCCUUGAGGAGACACAGGCGCUCCUCAGAGCCUGCAAUCGGCCUCCUUGCCCCCAGCUUCACCCACAGUGGCAACAGUCAUGAGAAGGCAGCGCGCAAAGCCAGCUGUGACGUUGUCCUGUCUCACGAAGAUGAAGACUAUCUCCGUCAGCUUCGGUCAUUGCAGAUGGAAGGGCAAAAGCUUAUCAAUCAGAGCCUGAUUAUAGGGAUUAACAUUGGUAAAAGUGACAACACAAACCAAAAUGUUGAAAAGAAAGACUUGUCCCAUUGCCUCCUGCCUCCAACGCCUGAGGGAUUAAAUAUUUGCUCAGGAUUUAGCUCUUCUAGCCUGUCUUCUCCUGGGACAUCUCCGUCUGUGUCGUCAAUGAGCUCCCUGGACAGUGCUUUCUCUCAGUUUUCAGACCAAUCUGUGUUUACCCCAACCGAAACCUCCUCCCCUUUUGAUAUCAGCACUUUUCAGUCAGUAAAGAAACACGAAGAGACUGCCGCUGACGUGGCUGAUGACUAUUUGGUCACACCCACCAGGGUGCCACCAUCUCCACAACCUACCGAGGCGCUGGCUGAGGGGGGCUUGGUGGAGCCCAACAGCAGGCCAGCACCCCUGAAACCUACUGAAGGAGUCGACGGCUAUUUGAUUAAGCCUGACAUUCAGCCAUUACCUCUGAAAGUCGCAGGAAAAGAGAGACUUCAUGAUCCAAGAUCAAAGAGGAGGUCUAGGAGAGCAUUACAGCAAUCCAAAGUUUGAAGAGACUGACCAAAGCUUUUUUGCGGAGGAAUCUUAACGCUUAAAAUAAACACCAUAAAGAAAAUGCCUUUGGUGUUAGUGUGUGUUCAUUUUAAGUUUAAUAUCCAGGCUGUUCAAAUUUAAUUGAGCAGUCCCUGAAUUCGUGAGUUUUCUUUCUCUAGGAAACUGUUAAUGUUCGCACAUAAAGCUUUGCAAGAAUAUUGUAAGAAUAAUAAAAAUUGCUAAAAGCAAGCAAACAGAAACCUCCUGAAAAAUCUGAUGAGGUCCCAGGAACUAAGAGGAGGGACCUGUUCUGUGAGCCUCUCGAGGCAGCAGGGUUCCUGCUGGGACUCUCCCCUUGACCACUUGUGUGUUGAGCCUUGCAGAUGUGGGUCCCGGUCCUUUGUGGUUUUGAUGUAGCGUGCAAAGUCAGUGUAGAAUCCAUAACUGUGGUAUUAUACUACUGUUCUGAAACUGAUAGGUAUUACCUUCACUGUCCUCCAAGGAAUAAGUGUAUUGUUUUCUGUACGUUUCUGAGGUAUGUUCAAUAGGUGUAGUUAUUUCUUUCACACUGCGAAAGAAAGAAAAAAAAAAUAAGCUCAAAAAUAUGUAAAGAUAAAUGCUGAAGCUUGUAACUAACACCUCCCAACUCUGUGUUUCAUUUAUUGUGCUUCGUUGGCUGUUCUGUUCAUGUUUAAGUUGUGAAUAGUUUAACAUUGCUGUAAAUGGCAUUAUAUAUUAUUGCAAGCAGAACACAUGUAAUUUUAUUAUGCAGCAUCUAAAACAUCAUAUAAUAUAUUAAAAGUAAUGCAUUAUCUAAAUGCUUUGAGUUUGUAUAAUAUAUCCUGAUAAAUUUUGCUAUUAUAUAUGUUCUGAAAAAAUGUGUAUUUUUGUACUUGCAAAAACUGCUGCUAAUUUUAUGAGUUCUGUUUUGUUGUUACAGCACUGGUACUGAUGUGUAUGCAUUCAAUGCUAUAUAUUAAAUAUUAUUUGUUAAGUCAUAAAUUCAGUUUAUAUUCUUUGUAAUGUUUUUUAGGUGUUUUUUAUAGUUCUACAAGCUAUCGCUGAAGCAGAAGUCCCAGUGAUGCCACUGUAAAUCUUGCCUGGAGAAGGACUGCAGGAUUUUUCCUCCCCUUUGGGUGGCAUCAUUCAUACCAUGUGUAUCAUCAAUGCUGUUAACUUUUGUAAAUUUUGGUAAUUUUCAAGCAAGAAUUCCUACCCUUUUGAUUUUCACCUGGAGACUGGGUAGUGUUUUCAGCUGAGGGGAUGAUGUGAACAAUAUUGAGGUGCAGAGAGAGAUUUUCAGGUAACAGCUAUUAGGGUGGGGAGCAAGUAAGAGAGGGGAGCAAGAUUUAUUCUUUAACAUCAGCAGGAUUAUCGAGAAGGCAAGAGGGAAUAGCAGUGCUAAACUAAGCAUCUGUGCAUGUGUGCAUGCAUACAGUUCAUCUGAAAUUGCAUAAAUUCAUUAAUUAGCUUUCCGUUUUCAUCCCCCACUCCAGUUAAUUCUGGCCAUUGGUGGAGUUUCAGAUCCUGGUCUAUUCAACUGCACUCUGGUAAAGGUGCUUCUGCUCC